Molecule: messenger RNA, 904 nt
Organism: Juglans microcarpa x Juglans regia
Lineage: Eukaryota; Viridiplantae; Streptophyta; Magnoliopsida; Fagales; Juglandaceae
Exons: 4
Coding region: 90-848 (252 amino acids)
Source: RefSeq, a predicted model, not a curated record
AAUCAAAAGAACCCGUUGAUAAAAGGGCGCCCAUGCAUCUGCAUGCCGAAUCCAUCGGAAAUAUUCUGGGUUAUUCAGAUAGCUAAAACAUGGAAGCUGCCGCGAAGGUAAACCUGAAACUUCUGAUAGACAAGAACAGCAAACGCGUUCUCUUCGCCGAAGCAUGCAAGGAAUUCGUUGAUUUUCUGUUCAACAUAUUAACUCUGCCCUUCGGCAAUGUCGUUAGGCUCCUAAAAGGGGAAGGAAUGGCAGGCUGUUUGCCAAGCCUCUACAACAGCAUCGAGAAUCUGAGCAGUAACUACAUUAAGCCAGACCAACACAAAGCCUAUCUGCUAAAGCCUAAAGUAGCCAUUCCUAGCCCCAAAGUUCCUCUUCUCUUGCCGGGCGUCGUGGCAUUUACGAGCAGAAACACUAUGUACUGCUACGGGUCUUGCCAAAGUAGUACUCGCGCCACGGAAACUGUGUAUGAAGGGGUCGGAAGUUGUAAAUCGUGUUUGGCUAAUCGCUCGGUUACAUAUUCAAGUGAGGUGGGUUACGUGAAAGGGACGGUUACAUACAUGGUGAUGGAUGAUUUGGAGGUGAAGCCCAUGUUCACCACCUCUUUGAUCUCUCUUCUUAAUGAUUUAAAUGCCAAGGAAGUUGGGGCUAUUGAGGAGAAAGUGGUUGAGUUUGGCAUGGAUGAGGGUGUGAAAUUGCUCGCGGCUUCUUUGCAAUCCAAGACUGUUCUGACUGAUGUUUCAUGUCGAGGCCAUCUGAAAUCAUUGGAUCGGACAUUCCAAUGUUCAAACUUAGAAUUUAAAGGGCAAGAUGAAGGCAGUGUUCCAUCUUUAUAUAUGCAGAUCUCUUAAUUCUAGCUGCAAUAGCGUGUGAUUGUUCAUCCAAAUAUAUUUCUCUUUUCUUUGUA